UCAGAAACUGCAGUCUGUAACUUUUGGCACUCUAAAAACAGAACUGCGUGCAUCUAGCGGAAGAACAUUGUAGCAAGAGCUACUUCUCUCUGUUUAUGUCAAUGGCGAAUCACGCAGAUACUGGGCUAUUCUGUAGUGGUUCCACCAGUACCAGUCUAAAUAGCACGGAUAUAUACACUUAUUAUAGGUGUACCUUAUUUACAUUCAAUAAUCACUCCGCUCUUCUCACAAACCCUGCCACCGAGGGGCCGCAGCCUACAGUUUGGGAAGCACUGGUCAACACACUGAAUUACAUGCAUUUUACAGCAAAGGAAAUGGUGGAACUGAAAUGUUACAAAACCCAUAAACCCAAGACAUAUAAAUUCUGUUCCUUGAUUCUCUUGUAAUCAGAAGAGUGUCUGGUUCCAUUAUGAGCACCUCAAGACUUUCUGAGAAAAAUGAAGGCAAGACAGCUUCUGAACGUCCAGUAGACAUCAGUGACUGGAACAGAGACCAUGUGAGACGAUGGUUGCUCGAGAUACAAAUGGAUGAAGGACAUGCAGACAUUUUGUACAAUCAGGGACUGAAUGGGGCUGGUCUUCUCCACUUGAAGGAGGCUAAUCGUUUAAUGCAAAACCUACCAUCAAAUGCAAAAGAACUGAUUUUUCAAAACAUAGACCUUUUGAAAGACAAGACUGAAAAGUUGAAUGACAUGGUGGCUCAGUUGUGUAGCUUAAAGCCUUACCCUUUCAAUAGAUAUGAUGCUUCUUACAGGUACACAGAAAACUGCAUUCUAGAUGUAACUGAAACUGGUCCUAAAGACCUCAUACACCCGUGCCAUGAAUUCAAAGGGUUCACAGACACACCAGGGGAGCACAGAAUGGAGAAAUACACCUUUGAAGUCAUUCGUUUCGCAGCAGCUUGUAUGAAUAGUCGCUCAAAUGGCACCAUUCAUUUCGGAGUGGCAGAUGCCCCACAUGGACGAAUUCUGGGUGUUAGCAUCCCGAAAACAGAUGAUUUUGGUGUACAGCAGAAACAUGCAAUUGAAAGACAUUUCAAAGAAAAGAAUGUUCAAAUAGCUGAAGGAGCCAAGGAUGUUCACAUUGCAGAGAGUGAACAAAAUGUUCAAAUGGCAAAAAGGUGUAUCAAACCCCCUCGCUUUGUUGAAGUUCUCAAAGCUGACAUGACUUUCUCAGGAAAAUAUGUUAUUGAGGUAGACAUUGAGCCAUCCUCCAUUGUCUGUCAAGACUUCUAUUUUAAGACUUUUGAUGUGGUCAUAAAUGAAGAUGCUAAAAAUAAGAAAGGUGGCGAGUCUUUUUUUAUAAGAGACGGCAAUAGCAGCAAGCUGGUGGAGUAUGACAAAUAUAUUAAGAGCAAUGCACAGUUGUUCGAGGAGAGGAAGAAUGCUGAAGAAAAGCAUCGCUCUGUUGUCAAAAUCCAUGCACAUGGCUCUGCCUUGAGUGAGAUGAUAACGGGAGGGACACAUUCUAUGAACAGCCCACGUUUUACGUCGUACAUUGUGGUGGCUAACAAGUCUCAUCCUGUUCAGCAUGAAAACCUGGAUUUCCUUCUUGGUAUGAAUCUAAUGGCCGUUUUGGAUUUUGAUCCACAAUCUGCUGAGAAUGGCUUGAACAAGCUUCUCAAAGAGAAAAGAAUGUUCAAUGAACAUUUACCCGUUCAGUAUAAAGAUACGGGUGCAGUUGUAGACAUCGCAAGCAGCUUAGAGUUGACUAAAAUCACAAGCUGGGUUUUCUGUAACGGAGGCAUUAAUGGGGAAACUCCCUCAGACGCGGAUAAAUGGGAAAAAGAGAAAAGUUCCUCUGUGCGUGAUGUAGUUUCUUUCCUGUGCCGAAACAUCCUGCCUCGCAAGAAAAUUCUUGUCAUAUUCUUGUUGUUUAGUCAGGUGAGCGAAGCCAGCGACCCCUUGUUUCAGACCUUCGAAAUGUUUCAGAAGGAGCUUAUGGGACAAAACCAAAUCUUAUGCAUCAGUGACAAUGAAACAUCGUACACCUACUGGAAUGAUCUCAUCAAGCAGCAACAUAAAUGUGACAUUUCAAAACGCAUUUAUGAGCUAAGUUUGGCUGAAAUCAAUGGUACCAUCCUCAGUCUGUGGUCAGAUAUGCGCAAACUAAUACGGUUUCAGCCUAGUUGUGGUGGCAGUAAGGUUGCGCUAUUCAAGAAAACCGAGGAAUUCUUACAUAUGCUCAGUAUUCUUUGUGUGAACCAAUGUGAUGGAGGACAUCAUGACAAACAGCUUCACGAGGAGAACUUUGAUAAAGGAGGGAAGGCGUCCUGGUGGAACUUCUACUACUCAGAACAGCCUGGGUCAGCGUCAGUCGUCAAACGUGACAAGUUAGACUACAUUGUAAACACUAUAAUUCCAAACAUGUUGAAUCAGAAGAGAGCUUGUGUGUUUUUCAACAUCUUCCACGCUCAAGGCUGGGGUGGCACUACAUUAGCCAUGCAUGUUCUAUGGACACUCAAGGAGAAAUUCCGCUGUGCAGUGCUGAAAGACACAACAGAUGAUUAUACUGCUGCAGCCAAACAGGUAGUGCAGCUACUAACAUACAAGACAAAAGAGCAACCUACACGACUUCCUGUUUUGGUCAUGACUGAUCACUUCCAAGACAUUCUCAAUGUACUAACACUCCAACAACAAAUUGAGGAGGAAUGUUUGGACCAGCACAUUUUUUCAAAAUCUCCACAAGUCAUCAUUGUCAACUGCAUGAGAGUUGAUUCAUGUGAACCAACUGAAGGAACUGCUGAUGCAGUUUACAUUCCACAGUAUUUGUCUGAGAACGAACUGAAACUAUUUGGGGAAAAGAUGGAGGAGUUUAAGAAGACCAACAGAAACACUGAAACAUUUUACGUGUCCAUGAUUGUGAACAACUUUUCAUCUGACUAUAUUCAGCGUGUUGUGAAAAAUAUCCUGAAGGACUUCAACUUUCAACAUAAGAAUGCUCAACUUUUUGCUGUUCUUGUCCUCUUGCAUAUCUACUCCAAGAACGCUUUGCUGUCAGUCUCUACAUGUGAAGAGUUUCUUGGUCUGCAAACAGAAGCUGAAUUGCUCAGGGUUGAAGAUGCAUUUGAGAAGUUUUCUUCUCUUUUGAAAAGAUGCACAGUUUUUUCCAAAGUGACUUUUGAAGGGAUGCAGGUGAUACACUCAAUAAUAGCUCAACGUUGUUUGGAAGAGCUUUCUGCUUGUCAUGGAGUGACAAAAGCACAAAUUGCUAACCUUCUGCUCACAACUGCCUUAUUUUAUGAGAACACUCUGGAAAAACUAAAAUUCCUGCAGGAUGUUCAAGACAUGUUGCUGAAGAGUUCACCCAAGAAUGAAUAUUCACGUCUUGUCCAAGAUAUAAAGAAGGAGACUCCAGGGAUGGAAGAGAUUGUUUUACUCAAUGCAGCAAAGUGCCUCAAGAGUUAAGCCAUGCACAGGCCACAAAUAUAGGCCCUAGCCCGGCCCUGGCCCAAGAUGUUCAGGCCCUAGCCCUUCAGCUUAUCAUAAUUACCCACCCGAGCCCGUUGUUUUUACCCCCUUCUUCCAAAAUAGCUUACUACUGUUUCAGCUAUUAAAAUAGUUCAGUUUUGUAUGUUUUUUGUUUUUUUUAUUAACCUAAUUUAGAAAAAAGUUUGUUGUAUUUUUUUGGGUUCGUUAAAUGUAAGUUGUUUUUUAAAGUAACGACCAAAGGCUAGCCUAUGUUUAAUCAAUUUAGCCUUCUCAAAUCUUCACGUCUGACCUAAAAUAAAACCUAUAGAUAUAAAACAGUGCAAGCAUAUCGUAAUGUUGGUUUAAAUGUUUAACCUAUAUAAAUGUACGCUAUUAGACGCAUAUCUAAUGUUUGUGUGGAGAGCUAAAUCGCUUUCAGGAUGCGACGACGCGAUCACUGGCAUUGGAAACUACUUUAAAUAUGCCAUAAUUUUUGUAGGUAAUAGUAAUAUAUAUCACUUGCAACUGUAAAGGGUGUACUUUUAUUUUUGUGCACACAAUAUCAACAAAAAAUUUUGCUUUUAUGAAAUAAAGGAUACAGGAUGGCUUUCUGCAAUUUUGGCCAGGAGCGCUUAACAAUGAUGAAACGAAACUCAGCCAAUACUUGCCUCACGGAUUUGCUAAAUAUAUCUAUAGAAAGCUUUAAAUUGCUACUUUAAUUCAAAUAUCUCUUUAAAUGAUAAUGGUAAUUACUUUUGCUGGGGCUUUGCGUCUUGAUUUAGCCUAUUGUGUGUGUUUUUUUGCACUGCACAUGGCCAAUUGACUCACUUUUCACAAAGCAUUGGGAACUUUUAUUAACUCCCUAUACUCCAACUUCUCCCUGAUGCUCUGAAUGUUCAACUGUCACCUGUAUGCUAAUUCGUUCGUAUAUCCAUUGCGUAGUUGAUGUAUAAUAUUUAUAAUAUAUUCAAUAUAACAAUAUUUCAUACAGUAGUGUGCCUUGCACGUAAAUGGGACCAAUAAAAGGAGUGAAGCUAAAUGAGUCUGACCCGAGCCUGAUCUGUAAAAAAAUAAAAUAAAAUAAAUAUUGCCUGAGGCUGGCUCGAAGACCUCUACUCAGAGAAGAAGUGAUAUUCUAGCUCCUUGCUAGGUGCUAUUGCAUCAAAAAACAGGAAAAAGACAACAAUGAUCCCAUCAAGCCAGAUAGUCUUACAUUGGCUGGCCAUCUUGGUGAACUUAAAACCAGUAUUAAUUUUGGCAGGCAUUUUUUAUUUAGUCUUAGUCUUAGUUUUGAGAUGAAAAUGAUUAAUAGUCUUAGUCACAUUUUAAUCAUUCAAAUCUUUUAUAGUUUUAGUCGACAAAAAGUCAUUGCAUUUUUGUCAACUUUUACUUAUAACUUUUAAGUUAAUAGUUUUAGCCAAACUGUUUUAAAUGUAGUUUUCAAAUUAGAAUAAUCAUUAAUUAUUUUCUCUUUAAACCAUAUCAAUCUGAGAACUGAGGAAGUAGAGCGUGCGUGCGCAAGAGAGAGCGCUUCUAUCAGUGUGAUUUCCUUUACUAACUUUAAGUUAAUCAACAACGAAUCGUGACUCCCGGGAAAAACGGGACAUCUGGCUACCUUACCCCUACCACUUUGGGUGCUGAAGCCAUUGUUUCGAAUCGCUAGUACGCUUUUUAAUUAGUCUAUCCAUCCACCGGGGCUGCCAAACUGAGAAUAGAUAUGCAAACGGCCCUUAUCAGAUCGCAAUCCAAUGAUAGGGACGCACAUUUUGAAAGAAAAUAGCCUAUAGGAUGCAUUUCGAAUGUUCAAUAGUCCUCAAAUAACAUUAUAGUCCAGUCUCGUCUAGUUAACGAAAACGUGGCAUAAAUUGUCAUAAUUUCGUCAUCAGAUAUUAUUUUUAGCUUGUCAACGUCUCGUCUUAGUCACAUAAAAAAUGUUCGUUAAUGGAUAUUUUUAGUCGUCGUCUUCGUUAACGAAAUUAACACUGGUUAAAACUGCAGAUACAGUUAUAAAAAUACUGCCAAAAAUACAAUUUAAGGCUGUUUACUAACAGCUAUUAUAAAUAUAUUGCAGAUACAUAAGGCCAUUCUUAUGGGGUCAAAAAUUACCAUUAAGGAUUUGUUAAGAGAACCCUGAACUCAAGAAAUAUUGUGAUGUAUUGCAGAUACAUGAGUGCAUUCUUCAACUAAAAGACAAAAUGAAGCAGUCAACUUAUAUAUAUAUUUUUUCUGCUGACAAAGACAACCAAAACAACCUGACAAAGUGCAAGGCUCCCAGUUACUUUCAGCAAUAUACUGGACAAGAAUAAGGACCUGUUUUCAGUCCAAUUUUCAGAAAUUAUAAACAUAUUUUUCUUACUAUACAUUUUACAUAGAGCUAAAUGCAUUCUAUAUACAUUGAUAUAUUCAUGGAAAUUUAAAUUUUUUUAUAUAUUCUUUAUAUUUGAAUUACUUUUAUUGUUAAGAAGGAAGUUUCCAUAGUGAUUUUACAAAGGGGUUUACAUGUAUUUUUAAUUUUGGUUGGUGAAGGAAAUAACUGUUUUCUACAGUUUAUAAAUAUAUUUUUAUAAACUAUAUAAGUUUUUCUACAGAUUAUAAAUAUAUUUUUUCCUUAUUUUACAUUUGUCAGUUGAUAAUUAUUGUUAUUGCUGUGUAACCAUAUUUCUUCAUUUAUGGUCUUCAAGGCCACAAGUAACUGUUAAGAAGUAGUAAUUUUCCCUUUGCCUUGCUUAUGAUUAUCACACUUUUUUAAUAUAUUUCUGUUAAGACAAAUGUUAAUAAACAUAGAUUUGAUCACUUCCUUUCCCGGCUCCUGCAUUCCUCCUGUUGUGUCUGGUAUAUAAUUGCUUUUUAGAAUUAUUUCAAAACAAUAAAUACAAAAAAAAACAUGCCUUACAGCCAGUGGUAAGUAAAAAAAAAAAAAAAAAAAAAA
This is a messenger RNA of Carassius gibelio (silver crucian carp), 6338 nucleotides long. RefSeq names its product sterile alpha motif domain-containing protein 9. Bases 410 to 3406 code for a protein of 998 amino acids. The record is from RefSeq and is a predicted model, not a curated record. Gene Ontology annotation, cellular component: cytoplasm. Lineage: Eukaryota; Metazoa; Chordata; Actinopteri; Cypriniformes; Cyprinidae. The transcript has 4 exons.